Messenger RNA from Petromyzon marinus (sea lamprey), 324 nucleotides. Its product is annotated as dynein axonemal light chain 4-like. The record is from RefSeq and is a predicted model, not a curated record. NCBI's taxonomy places the organism in Eukaryota, Metazoa, Chordata, Hyperoartia, Petromyzontiformes, Petromyzontidae. Gene Ontology annotation, biological process: microtubule-based process. Gene Ontology annotation, cellular component: dynein complex.
AUGGCGCGGAGCGCGAAGGAGCAGGGUAGCAGCAGCGUCAGCUACAAGUGGCUCAAGACGCAGGCACUGGUGCAGUACUCGGACAUGGCGGAUGAGAUGCGCACGCGGGCCGUAGAUCUGUGCCUCAACGCCUGCGAGCAGUUUACGAGCGACCAAAUGAGCGCAGCCAGGAUUAUCAAGGAGAGCAUGGACAAGACGUUUGGGUGUUCGUGGCACGUCGUGGUGGGCGAGGCCUACGCGGUGGAGGUGGUGUACGAGCCGGGCAACCUGCUCCACUUCUACUUCGGCGGCCACACGGCCGUGUGCGUCUGGAAGUGCGACUAG